UUUGUUUUUAAUUGUUUUUUAUUAGUUUCUCAACGUAAUAUUAACAAUAUCAAUAUUAGGAGUUGUUUGUAAGCCUAAAAAUCACCCAAUAUUUCAAUAUUAUAUCCAAAACAUCUAGAAACUCAGUGUUUGACGUUCCUUUUUAAAAAAUAUUGAAACAUUAAACCCUUACUGCCUUUAUCUAUUAUUUUUUUACGUCCUUGCUUUUGGGGAAUCACCGAAAUUUAGCAGGACGCUCGUAUUCGUUGGCGCUGAGAAAACCGGGGAAUUACCGAUUAGCUUUUGCAGGUGUUCUGUUUCUGUUGUUAUUUUGUGAUUUACUUGCCUUGUGCCGGAAAUAUUUGUGUUUAGUGCUUAUUUAAAUAACUAUAUAUAUAAUAAUAUUUAGUGCUAAAUUUAACAAGUCUGAAAUCGUUUACUGCCGAGGCUGUUGCCCUUACAAAGGCCAUCCGACAAAGCCACAUAUUAUCUGCGUGGGUAAAGGAAAAAAAAACGAAUUAAAAAUAAGUUGCAGUCUUAAACUCCCAGUGCCUACCAGAUGGGGAUCAUUAGUUCUUUGUCUACAAUCAUUGCUUGCUAACAAACAAAUAAUAAAAAGGAUGGCUAUCAAUGAAGAAGUUGAAAAGACAGUAAGCAAACACCCAUCUUUAAAAAAAAUGCUCUAAGCGAUAUAUUUUGGGACCGGGUACAAGGAUACAUUAUGCUUCUGGAACCAAUUGCUAACACAAUUACCUCUGUAGAAGGUGACACACCAACGAUUUCAAAAUGUCUGCAUUUAUUUAAAAAAAUGGUUAACACCUCAUUAGAAAAUGUCACUAAAAGUCCAUUGUUAUCCAAAGAGGAAGCAGAUACAAGGGCAAUUUUUGAAAAUCGGAAGAAGUUUGCUAUUUAUAGUGUUCAUUUUGUAGCUAACCUUUUGGAUCCAAAAUAUCGUGGCUGCGAACUUAGCUCAGAUGAGAUGACUGAUGCGACAGAAGUCAUAUACAAGGUAGCACAGAAGAUGCCAGACGUCGAUGAAGCAGCCGUCUUAGCUGACGUUGUCAAUUUUAUUGCAAAAGAAGGACUAUUCAAAAAGGCUUUUCUAUGGAAUGAGGACACAAUUGCAGCUAUCCUAGCUUCACAGUCAAUCCUGCAUUAGAAUCUGAACCGGAACCAAUGAUAAUAUCCAAUUCAGAUCAGUCGGAGUCUGUCUUUGAAAGUGAUGAAGAGGAAGCUUCAGAGUCUGAAGAAAAUGCAGAUAGCGACGGGACGGAUCAGUGUUAAUUUAAGGGAUUCGGUUAAUUAAUUGAACCUUUUCAAUCAUUAAGACGUUGUUUUUUUUAUUUGAUAAAUUUUUAUUACUUAUUUUUGCUUUGAUUUUGCAAGUUAACGAAUAAACUCUUCUUAUUUUGUUUAUA
Diabrotica virgifera virgifera (western corn rootworm) is the source of this 1397-nucleotide messenger RNA. RefSeq lists its product as uncharacterized. Bases 701 to 1138 code for a protein of 145 amino acids. The record is from RefSeq and is a predicted model, not a curated record. Lineage: Eukaryota; Metazoa; Arthropoda; Insecta; Coleoptera; Chrysomelidae. The transcript has 2 exons.